UGUGGGGCAGGGGAGGUGUGUUCAGGCUCCAGGCAGUGCUUACCUCAAGCAGCUCCUGGAAGCAGCAUCAUGUCCCUCCUCUGGCUCCUACUCGAGCUGCCCCGUCUGCAGGGCUCUGAGCCGCGGAGUCAGUGCUCGGGGAGGGGGAACGGAGGCAGCGUGCAGAGCCCCCUGGCCGAGCCUCCGCCAGCAACAGCAGGGAAGGGGAGCCGCUUGUGGGGAGCUGCCUGGGAGCAGCCCCCAGAGACCUCAAAAUUUUGACUGUGGACACUUUGCCAACACAUUACCGCCCUCUGCCUAUGUGCACAUCUCAUGGGUUUUGCUAAAGUUCAUUAAGUGUUUUAGGGAAAAGUGUCAGAGCGGCCACCAGCCAGAGCUGCUGGCCGCACUCUGAGGCCACCAAAAAUGUGGCUGUGAGAACCCCUGGGCUCGAUGCUCACGACGGGCCCUUCUGACCUUAGAGCCUGGGAGUGUAACAGGAGCCGGGCACAGGGAUGCUGCAGCGCGGUGGGUUGAUCGCUAGGACCCAGGAGCGGCUGGGGGGGGCUCUGGGGGGAGGAUCGCGGGGCUCAGGCCCGGCCCCAGGAAGUGACUCGCAGCCGCUGCAGCGAUUCAGGCUCCCGGCGAGAUCCCCGCGCCCCGGCGGCUGGUGCUGGGAGCCCGGAGCCCGGGCUGCAGCCGGGAGAGGGGAACCUCCAGCCGGGCCCUGCCCGCUGCUCCCCGGGAGCCUCUCCCAGGGCAGAGCCCCCAGCCCGGCCAGGGCCCCUUCCCGGCCCGGCCCCUGCCCCGGGGGGCCCCGCUCGGAGGGAAGGCUGAGGAAUCACGUCCAGAUUUCGCUGCAGAUCGUCCCGUCUUCCAGGGUACAGGGAAUGGAAAUGGUUGUGAUGGAGCCAGCUCAGAUGCUGGUGACCUUCGAGGAGGUGGCUGUGUAUUUCACGCAGGGGCAGGGGGCUCUGCUGGACCCCGCUCAGAGAGCCCUCUACAGGGACGUCAUGCAGGAGAACUACGAGACAGUGACCUCGCUGGGAUUUCCCUUUCCCAAACCUGACCUGAUUGCCCGGCUGGAACGAGGGGAAGGGCCUUGGGUCCCAGAUCUCCAGGCCUGUGAUGAAAGAGAGAUCCAGAGAGGCACCUGCACAGGUGAUGUGACAAUGAGUGAGAAGGAGGAAGGGAAUCAUCAUGAGGAAGUCCCUGGGAAAGUGGAACCACAGGGGACCUUUGUGGGAAGAGCUGAAGGGAAUUUUUCCCAGUGCUGGGAACAGGGAGAAGCCUGGGGAAAUUGGCACAGGUCAGAGAGGCUGUUGGGAUACCACUCAAAGAAGAAAGUGGAUGAAUCUAUUAAAUGUGGGGGAGGAGACAAGGAUCCCACAGCCCAGCAGACAAAUCCCAAGGAAGAGAAACCCUACCACUGUCUCCAGUGUGGAAAAGGAUUCAUUCUGAGAUUACACCUUGUGAUACAUCAGACAAUCCAUACUGGAGAGAAAUCCCUUCAAUGCUUGGACUGUGGGGAAAGCUUCAAUAACUGCUCAGAUCUUAAUAACCAUGGGAGAAGCCACACGGUUGAGAAUCCCUAUCAAUGCCUCGAGUGCAGGAAACGUUUCAGUGGGGAGUCAGCAGUAAUUAUGCAUCAGAGAAUCCACACAGGAGGGAAACCCCAUAAGUGCUUGGACUGUGGGAAAGAUUUCACACGGAGAUCAGGCCUUAUUACACAUCAGGCAAUCCACACCGGAGAGAGACCCCAUAAGUGCUUGGACUGUGGAAAAAGUUUCACAUGGAGAUCAGGCCUUGUUACACAUCAGGCAGUCCACACCGGAGAGAGGCCCCACAAGUGCUUGGACUGUGGGAAAAGUUUCAUGCAGAAAUCACACCUUAUUAGACAUCAGACAGUCCACACAGGAGAGAGAGCAUAUAAAUGCUUGGUGUGUGGGAAAAGCUUCAGUAACAGCACAAACCUUACUAACCAUCGGAGAAUCCACAGAGGAGAGAGACCCUAUAAAUGCCUCUACUGCGGGAAUGGUUUCCGUUGGAAGUCAGCCCUUAUAAUACAUCAGAGAAUCCACACAGGAGAGAGACCCCAUAAGUGCUUGGUCUGUGGGAAAAGUUUCACACAGCGAUCAGCACUUGUUACACAUCAGACAGUCCACACAGGAGAGGGACGCUAUACAUGCUUGGAGUGUGGGAAAAGUUUCCUUUGGAAGUCAGGCCUUAUAACACAUCAGAGAAUCCACACAGGAGAGAGAUCCCAUAACUGCUUGGACUGUGGGAAAAAUUUCAUACAGAGAUCAUCCCUUACAAGGCAUCAGAGAAUACACCGAGGAGACAGACCCUAUAAAUGCCUCGAGUGUGGGAACUCCUUCAGUUGGAAGUCCGAUCUUAUCACACAUCAGAGAAUCCACACAGGAGAGAGACCCCAUAAGUGCUUGGAUUGUGGGAAAAACUUUAGGUGCAGCUCACAACUCACUCAACAUCAGAGAACCCACACGGGAGAAAGACCCUAUAAAUGCCUUGAGUGUGGGAAAAGUUUCAUUGGGAGUUCUCAUCUUGUUGCACAUCACAGAAUUCACACUGGAGACAAACCUCAGAAAUGCCUCAACUGUGGGAAAUGUUUCAGGUGGAAGUCUGCCCUUAUAACACAUCAGAGGAUCCACACAGGAGAAAGACCUCAUAAGUGCUUGGACUGUGGGAAAAGUUUCACAAACAGAUCAGCCCUUGUUUUACAUCAGAGAAUCCACACAGGAGAGAGACCCCAUAAGUGCUUGGACUGUGGGAAAAGUUUCACACAAAGAUCAUGCCUGAUAACACAUCAGGUAACCCACACGGGAGAAAGACCCCAUAAGUGCUUAGACUGUGGAAAAAGUUUCACACAGAGAUCAAACCUCAUUAAACAUGGGAGAAUCCACAAAGGUGUGAGAUUCAAUCUGAGCUCACACAUUAGUGAUCCACACAAAAGAGAGAGCUUGAAUGUGAGGGAUGGUUCAUUUGGUGCUCCCGGAGUAUCAGGCACCCGCAAAUCUACAUAGGGAAGAAACCUCUGAGAUGUUCUCAGUGUGGAAAAUGCUCCAAGUGGAGCUAAGACAAUGUUGGACAUGAGAGACUCCUGCACACAGCACGGAAAUUUUCUCAGGGCUCUGACUAAGCCAUAGUAAUCAAUUUCCUCAUUCCCAGACACAUCAGGGGCAUUUGGCUCCCAAGGACCCAGCUGCCCAUCACUGGGGUGAGGAUCCAGCAGCAGCUGAUCAUCAGCUAGUCAGUGACCCUCUGGCUCUGCUUGGUCUAAGCAAACCCCAGGAAGAGAGGGAGAAGCCCCGAUCAGCCCCUUCUCCCUGCUACAGCCCUGGCUGCUGAGCUGAUGGGCCAUGGGGGAAAGGAAAGAGAGAAACUCCUCCAGCUGCUCCGUCUGCCUGGCUGAAGUUCCCACCUCUCCCUUCCCCUCCCAGCCGGGAUCCCCCUGCCACGGAGAUGAGGAGAAGGACACUUGGGCCAGACCCCACCUUCACUCUACACACCCUUCCCCACCCCCCAUCUUCCACCACCCCUUGGGCUGGGCUCCCCCACUUACCUGGAACUGUCUCCUGCAGGGGUAGUGUCCCUGGGGCUGGUUACUCCUCCCCUCCCUGAAUCCCCCAGGGCACUGGGCUCUGGGGGAUCAAAUAUUGAGGGACCAGGCUGAUGGGUUCUGGGGAGGACACUGAGGAUUGAAUGGUUGGGGCUGGGGGAGCUGGGAAGCAGGGGGAGCUGGGUGCUGGGGCUAUCGAGUGUUUGGGGAUGAUGGGAUAAGAGGCGAGGGAGAGCACAGGGGUAGCGAGGUGCUACCUCUCGUCGCUCUUCCCUUCUGCCCCUUCUCCCUGCCCCCGCUGCAUUCAGACAGCAGCACUGGGAGGGGCUGAUUUCCACAGGGCCCUUUGUGGGAGGCCUGGAGUUCCCACCUCUGCCUUCGCAGCAUCAGCCUCUGAACGUCUGUCUAUGGUAGGAAAAUUGUUGGAAUUACCUAGCACGUCUCCCCUGACUCUCCAACACUCUUUCUAGUCACACUGACCCUGAAGUAUAUUAUCUAGUCUGAUCCUCGCCAUGAGCAGAGUGAUCGUUAGUCCCUGAGUUCCCGCUUUGGGGCCGGAUUGUCUCAUUCCCAGCCAGUCUCACAUUACUCCAGGCCGUGCUGAAAAGCAUUGAGUGUUUGUAUAUUUUUCUCCCUUAGGGAGCAGAACUAAACAGAUGCUAAAAAAGUGGGGGCAGGGAUAGCAAAAUAUCGUGUUUUAGCUUCUGUGCUAUUCCAGGGCAAUAGGGUGAGUCCAAGGGUUUCUCUCCUUCCCCCAUCACUGUCAUGUUCCACUCUCGACACAGCAGCCUCUGUUCCAGCAAUGGAGAGUUUUAUCCUGUCCCCGUUCUACCCCUCUGCCUCCUAAGGUAUCAUUUACCACCGUGUCCCUGGCUCUAGAUGCUUAAAAAUCAGUUUUGAUUUCUAUGAUCCUCCGUGAGACUUCGGAGGGCUGGAGAAGAAAGUGUCACAGACCUCCGAGGGAGGGGAAAGGAGGAAUCCCAAAGAACCUCAAAGCACAGUUUGACCUUUCUGAUCUGUUUCCAUCUAUUGGUGAAAUUGCUUCCAGACUUUUUCUGGGCUAGUCCAGACCAUUUGUAGAUGGGAAGUUUUUUUGCCUUUGUUUUCUUUUCUUUCUUUUAUUAUGAUGAUGCUAAAACUUUUGUAGCUAAUACAACCAAAUUAUUAGGCAAGAAGUGAAGUUGGUUUAGCCAUUUCAGAAGAAAAUGGCUAUAUUUAUUUUCCUGAUUUUGAGUCUUCAGAUUCUCUGAGAUUUCACUUUAUGAAUGUAAAAGUGUUUUAUAGCCCACCCUGGAGUGUGGGUUUUUCUCUAUUCCAGAAGGCCGUUUGGUCACAGACUUUGAUAUGAGCUUAGUUUGGAUGUAGCUCAGAUUUAUUGAGGACUUAAUGAGACAAAUAAUCAUUUGCCAGAAUAGUCCUUUUUUAUUUUAUUUUAACCGUAUUCUACCCUUUGUGAUGUGAACUUUGUUUUAUUUGAACAAUGGCAAAGGUCUGUGUGCCUCAGCACAUACACUGAGGGUGCCAUCUCGCGUCACGUCCGAGAGGCAGAGAUGGAAACGGGGAAUGAAAUCGCUGCCUGACUCCUGCAGUGACGUGACUUAGGGCCCAGCCACCCUUCAGAGGCUGCUGCGGCGGAACUGCACUGAUGCAGCUUUUGCGCUUCGAGGGGGACGCUACGUGGACCAAGGAGAGGGGUUCUCCCAUCGGCGUAGGUCACCCACCUCCCCAAGAGGGGGCAGCUACGUCGAUGGGAGAAGUCCUCCUGUUGCCAUCGUGCUGUCUACACCAGAAGUUAGGUUGGUCCAGCUGCGUCACUUGGGGGUGUGGAGUUUCACAACUGACGUAGGUUGUGAGCGCAGACCAAGCCGCAGCGUCAGGAGGAGAAGAGGGUGGGAGGUGAGAACAGAGCUGGGAAAUGGCUGGGUUUGCUCUUCAGAGCCAGACGGCUGAGGCUGAGAACUCACGGCACUAGAGCCAGAGAGACACUAGACCUGACCUGAGUGUUGUGUGAAGCUUCCCCUGCAAUCUAAAGGACCAUGAACGAAACCGCAAAAAUGAUUGGGGGAGGGGGCAGCGUCCCCCUAUUGCUGAGGUGCCGAGGUUGGGCACAGGCAAGAAGGGAGCCAGGGAUGUCAACAGACCUGGGCAGCCUUGAAACCAGGCCAACCCCUAGCAUUGAGGCCAGAGGGAGAUGAGGAGCCCUAGAGCCCUGCUAGUCACCACCUCCCCAUCUGCCGCGGUGUCCUGUGUGGGGACGAGAGAAACUGUCUCUGCCCCACUCACCCCACACUCAUCCCUCCUUUCUGAGAUCUUUGGAUUUCCUGCUCUCAGAGUGUUUCCUUUUGUGAUGGGGUCCCAGUGUCUCUCCUGGCUUCUCACCACUUUUCUAUCAUUUAUAGGUGUGGCUCUGUUUUUGGUUCUUGUGAGAGUUGGGCGUGGCAGUGUGCUGGGAUGGAACUGAAAAGUACCUCCCUGAGCUGGGCUGGGGGUGGGGAAUGGAGUCUGUCUUUGUUCGUCCUUUGGAAUAAUAAAGUAGCAUUUAGUUUCUCCCACUGCCAGUCUCCUUCGUUUUGCAUUAAAUACCCACCAGAUUCAGAGUGGAAGUUAAAAGUGAAAGCAAUGCAGAUGUGGUCUGGGAUGGGAAUGCUCAGUGAGGUCACCCAGCCAGCCUCACGCCUGCCUUGUGGCAGACUCUGUCUAACUUCCCAUAGAGAUACAACUGUCUGCAAUCUGUUGCCCCUCUCCCUGACCCCAGUACAAAUGAGGAAGAGUUUGACUGGGUUUCCGGGGUCAUUAUCUUCUCCCUCACCCUGGUGUAAACCAGAAGUAAUCCCACUGGAACCCUUUGAACUGUCUACACCAGUGUGAAGUUGUUGUGAGAGGAAAACCAGACCAUGGGCCUUUAAGUGUGUUAGCAGGAACAAUACUCACACAUAGAGAGUGGUAUUGUCACCCCAACACUUCAAAAAUCAUGAGUCAGACCCCCCAAAAUCGUGAUAUUGGCUGAAAAAUCACGCCAUUCUUACAAAAGACGAAAUCACAAUUUCUUUUGAAGCCCACCUGUUUUUUGAUCUCCUCCUGCCUACUCCCAAUGUAGUGUGACUAGGACGGCACUGCCCACCCGUGCAUAUUUAUGGAAAGGAAGUGGAUUUUGGCUCCUGCUGCAGGAGUUCUCACAAUAAUGCAAAGAUCUCGGACCUUUACGCAAUUAUGGAGCAGGGCCUGCAGGUGCCACUUCCUAUCUCUUGCCCGCCCAGGCCAUGGCAGUAACCUGUUCCCAUAGCUGCUAAAGUUUGUGCAGCUCCAUGCAGGACAUUUAGCACCCUUGUGAAAGUCACUAGUUUCCCCUAAAUGGUCCCUGGCUACCGGUUGUGAGAGGGACAACCACAGGAGGAACAUUGAAGACUCACGGAUGAGGAAGAUUUUCUCCCCCUCAAAAAGUCGAGACAUGCCCCAUACCUUUUGUGGCCCUUCUAAUGCCUCUGAUCCUGCUGAUCUCCGGCAGGAAGCCCUGACUCAGGAGUGGGGGAUGCAGAGGAAGAUGAUGGAAUCUUCACUCUGCCUUGCUCCUGGUCCGGAGCAGUAGCAAUGCCCGGAGCAGCCCUACCAUCUGCCCCGUUCUAUCUCAGACACAUGGAAAUAAAUUGGUUCGUCUCUAAGGUGCCCCAAGUACUCCUUUUCUUCUUGAAAGCAAUGGGGCCAUUAGCAGUGCAGUAGUACAAUGAAACGUGUAAGAUUUUGCAGGAUUGGGAAUUUAGUUUGCUUGGCUUGGGGGUUUCUCUCUACUGAUAUUCGGUCUGUUCCUCACACCACAACUUUCCCCAGUUUCCUUCUUCUCUGACUGCAAAGUAAUUGUUCCUAUGGAUACCAAGAUUAUUUUUAAUACGGUAGCAGCUAGAAGCUGCACCCAAGACCGAAGAUCUGUUUUGCUCAGCAUGGUAGUCUAUAUACAGAGCAUGAGAGACAGCGCCUAAGGGACAGAGCUUCUUGUCUAAAUACACAAAACAGAUAAAGUCAGGAUUCUGUAGGUACUGGGAGGGUCUCCAUGAUUAAAGCCGAGUGCUUAAAGUAGGUUUUCAACUUCCCACAUGUAAAAGAAAUACAUAAAGCAUGGGGCCAUGUUCCCAGCUGGUGUAAAUCAGCCUAGAUCCAGCAAAGUCAACACAGCUUUGCUAGGUGACAGCCAGUGAGAUUCUGGCCAUUGUUUCUGCCCUGGAAUCACAGUGUGAUUAAGUGAUUAGCUCCAUUGUUGUAGCUGGAAAUGGCUCUUCUCUGUGAUUUAGCUUCUCCAGGUUUGUGCUCUCUGGCAGCCAGAUGCUGCAUCCUUGCCCUUUGAACUGGGAUCGCCCCCAAAAUAAAGUCACACAGUCCUGUGUCUCCAGCUUUUUCCCUUUAGAUCCCACCUUUUAGGCCAUGUGCAUGCUGAGAGAAAAGAGGGUUUUUUUUAACUAAGGGUCCCCAAACAUGAGAAACAGAUCUUGUACAAGCCUGCUGGAGACAAGGUAAGUCACAGCUUCACCUUGUUGUACCUGAUCGAGAUGCACCCCACCCCAUAGUGUUCCUCUCUACCAGUUACACUGAGGUGAAACUACCAUUUGCAUUGUCUACACCAGGGUUGGUCAAUAGGUGGGCCAGGGGACAAAUCUGGAUCUCCAGACACUUUUGAACAGACUGCAAAAUCUUUUAUUAUCAUUAUUGUUAUUAUUGUUGUAUUGUUUUCUCUGGAAUGUGGACCUUGAAUAUACCCUGACCAAGAAAUUAGGACCCUGACAAAAAAAAAAAAAAUUGUCCCUGAUCUACAGUAUGAGUUUACAAUAAGAGAAAGAGAAUCAACAUCCUAGUGCAGACAAAUCCUCAGAGACCGUCUCUUGGAGCAGGUUUUGCCCUUUAACACCUCCAUGGCCACCGCAGUUAAUGCUGAUGGGCAGGAGAAAUGCAAAAUAUUUCAUAUGUCUUUACCCAGCUUUGAAUACAUUUCAAUCCACACGGGAACCAAGCUAAAGAGUCAGCACUCUAUGGCACGCAGCUGAGGAAUUCCUGAUUUAUGUGGCUACAGCCAGCACAAGAGACAGAGCACAGGCUAGCCAGUGACAUGUCAGAGUAAAACCCCAGCUCUCAUCAGAGGGACGUGCCGGCCUAUUCCCCAUUGUUGUUGUGUCCUGCUGAACAUCUAAGUUCCUAACUCCCCUCCCCAGGGAGAAGCAGAAUUAUGGUCACACCCUGGGUGAUGACCAGGUGCAGCUUGUGUGCUGGUAACAAGCUGUGGCCUGUUUGCUCUUGGUUGAAUCUCACUUGAGCUCAUCAGUAUUUUCUCCUGUCAUCACCCUGAAAGUGAAAAGGUCUAUAACACUCUAAUCACACCCGCAGCAGGUUGGAUCAUAUUAAAGAAGUUCUGUAUUAAAAUCACAAAUGAGUUUGAUUCCCCAUAGUUUAAAAUCCAGGGUACUACUAAUUAAGAGCUCUCUUGGUUUUUGGUACUGUAUCUCUCCCUCUAUGUGUGAAACUUGCAAGCUGCUAAUUGCGUUAGUACAUUCUAAGACAGAGUCUGUUCUCAAAGCAAUUCACACAGAGACAGACUCAAAGCAAUACUCUGUAACAACAGAAACAGCACCCAGAGACUCCCCGCCCUUUUGUUGUAUUAACAAUUGUGAUUAAAAUAGAGAUAGAGGAUGUAUGUGGAUGGAUGCUUGGUGUGGAUAAUAACUGAAUGAUCAGGGAGGUGCCAGCCUAAGAAUGCAGUGUCCAUGGGUUGAAGAAGGCGUCAAGUGGAAAUAACCAGAGGACCCCCGGAGGGCAGACUGGAAUCCACCCAACAGCCUCAAGAAUGAGAGAACCAAAGAACAAGACAACAUCUGGCAGCACGGAGCCCUCAGGAAAUGUGACAUCUGCUGAUUGAUUCAGCAACAGCAUGAUGAAGCAAUUCCCAUAUACUGGCAUAGGAAGAAAUUCCUAUAAAAAUGGACUCUAGAAAGUGAGAAUUUUGGGGGGUCUGAUUCUGCAAACCAACUUCCAGGAGCAUCAGAUGAGCAUCUGACAAGGCCCUGCUCCCUGCUCAUGUCCAGGCCACCUGGCCAGUGGCUUGGCAUGAGCAACUCUAAGGGUGGUAACUAUGAUAACAACCUUGCAGAACCUGUGUGUGUGUUUGUAUGAAUGAAUGUGUGAAUAAAUAUGAGACUGAAUGGAAUGUUAUAGCUAUAACUAACUGCUUACUAUGAUUCUUUCUGUAUUCACAAUAAAUGUGGUAUUUUGCUUUUUCCCCUUUUAUAAGAUCCUGCUGGUUUUUAUUUUAUUAGUAUAACAAGCACCCCUGAAUU
Molecule: messenger RNA, 9870 nt
Organism: Caretta caretta (loggerhead turtle)
Lineage: Eukaryota; Metazoa; Chordata; Testudines; Cheloniidae
Source: RefSeq, a predicted model, not a curated record